Messenger RNA from Dendronephthya gigantea, 1392 nucleotides. RefSeq names its product 2'-5'-oligoadenylate synthase 3-like. Lineage: Eukaryota; Metazoa; Cnidaria; Anthozoa; Malacalcyonacea; Nephtheidae. Gene Ontology annotation, cellular component: cytosol; nucleoplasm; membrane. Bases 121 to 1365 code for a protein of 414 amino acids. Gene Ontology annotation, molecular function: 2'-5'-oligoadenylate synthetase activity; double-stranded RNA binding. The record is from RefSeq and is a predicted model, not a curated record. The transcript has 7 exons. Gene Ontology annotation, biological process: regulation of ribonuclease activity.
AGUAAAGUAUACCGUUUGUCAACAACAAAUUCUACUGUAGCGAAACUUUAAAAGCCUUAAAAUUUGCUAAAACCGAAAGUGUUUUCUACUUAUGCUAUAACGAAGGGUAAAUUUUCAGAUAUGAAUAGUUUUAUCUGUCAACACUGUUCUCGGAGCUUUCCGUCAAUCGAGAAGGCUGUUGAUCACGUACAUUCUCAUAAACUUGCUCAGAAACCGUGUGUAGUCCCUGGAUGUACCACGAUCGUCCCAAACUUGACAAAACACCUCAAAAUUUUGCAUUCAAACGAAUGCAAGUUCCCUUGUGAUUUAUGCAGCAGGUGUUUUGUACAUUAUAACUCAAUGCAGCAGCAUAAAAGAGACGUAGUCGACUGUACGAUCAAGAAAAAAAGAAAGAAGAGACCGAAAAAGAAGAAACAAACUUCAUCUAUGUUUCCACCUACUCCGACUCCGAAUAUCGUAGAUUUUCGGAGCCCCGUCACAGCUGCAGAACUCAACAACUUUAUCGCAUAUAAUUUGCAACCAACUGAAGAAUUUAAAAAAGAGAUGAAGACAACGGUCGGAGAGAUAUGCGAGUUUCUUAAAAAACAUAUGAAAGCCGAUCGAGUUGUAAAGGGAGGAUCACAGGGCAAAGGAACAGCCGUUAGAGGAAAGUGUGACAUUGAUCUUGUUGUGAUUUUAAAUGAUGUGAGAGAUGCAAAAGACCUCAAAACGAAGCUACCAAGUAUUUCAGAGGAGAUCAAAACUAAUUUAAAACGAUAUCCAGCAGGUUUCACCAUUGUUCCCGGUUCCUUGACAGACUCAUCCUUCUUAGUGAAGUUUUCAGUCGAAGGCACACAUAAGAAUAUAGAUGUUGAUCUUCUGCCCACGUUUAAGUGUAAAGAUUUUAAAAGUCUUUACAGCAAGAUGAAAAAUGACGAGGAAAACAAGGAGUAUUAUAGUGUGGCGUUAGCUGAAAAGAAGGUGAAAUUUGUUCGAAGGCAACCAGCCAAUGUGAAAAAUUUAAUUCGCUUGGUCAAAUACUGGAAAAAGGAAAUGGUCACGCCUGGUGGAAAAAUUCCCAAUUCGUACCUUAUGGAACUGAUUACAAUACAUCUUUGGAAAGAAAACAAAAGACCUAAGACAUUUGAUACGUUGAAGGCCUUUCGUGGAGUCAUGGAAGCAUUGCAGGACUACCAGUCUCUGCAUGUUACUUGGACAAUGAAUUCGUCUGACAGUGAAAAAAAACAAGGACCGUUGGUAAUGGACCCGGCUAACCCAAUGAACAAUGUGUGCAGUGGAUUUGAUUGGGAGGAAAUUAGCAGAGCAGCAAAAGAAGUCCUAAAGAGUCUCAUGAUGGAUGAUGUUUCUUCAACCAAUUGGAAAUAGCAACUCAUCAUUUUUCACACUUUAAUU